GGCGGGGCCGGGAGCGGGGCGGGGUUCUGGCGGGCGGCGCGGCGGCGGCGCCGGCCCCCGGCCUUGACUCCGGCGGCGGCGGGCAGGAGCGGGCGCUGCCGCCCUGUCAGGCUUCUCGGCUGCGCCGGGGCUCCGCGCUGGCCGCGCCCUCUGCCCCGCUGCGGGGAAAGCCGGGCGGGCCGGGGAGAGGGAGCGGCGCACACCGAGCUCGGGAGGCGGCUGCGGAGAGCGGAGCCCUGUCCCGGCAGCCGCGGGAGGCCAAAGGGAGGCAGGGGCCCAGCGAGGAAGGCGAGGAUAAAUGGGUGUGUAUGACUUUUCCCCUGAUCUAAAGUGGUUCCAUGUCUUGUUUGGACUGCUCCUGUAUUCUGCGUACACCAGUUGAAUCAAUCAGACCAGAAGAGCUAUCUCAGAGCAGCAUCCAUGAAUGCCUGGCUGAUUCUGAUCUAGCCUGGAUUCCCCCAUCUACAGGAAAGAAUGAAAUGAUAUUUUGCUCUUCUAAUGUCUCUCAUUAUGAACUCCAGCUGGAAAUAGGAAGGAGGUUCAACAAUUUAACUUCAGUCUACCUUGCACGGCAUACACCUACAGACAGGCAAGUUGCUGUAAGGAUCACAGACCUUGAAAAUUGCUCUGAAGAGCACUUGAGAGCCUUACAGAAUGAGGUGGUUUUAUCGCACUUUUUCCAGCAUCCCAACAUAAUGACAUUUUGGACAGUGUUUACAGCUGGAAGCUGGCUUUGGGUCAUCUCCCCAUUCAUGGCCUAUGGUUCAGCUAGACACCUGCUGAAGACUUACUUUCCUGAAGGAAUGAGUGAAGCUUUGAUAGGGAACAUUCUGUUUGGUGCAAUCAGAGGAUUAAAUUACAUGCACCAGAAUGGAUAUAUUCACAGGAAUAUUAAAGCUAGCCACAUUCUGAUUUCAGAAGAUGGGCUGGUUUCUCUCUCUGGCCUAAACAACCUCUACAGUUUAGUUAGCAAUGGACAGAAAUCAAAGGUGGUGUAUGAUUUCCCCCAGUUUAGUACAUCUGUGCUUCCUUGGCUGAGUCCUGAACUACUGAGACAGGAUUUGUCUGGCUAUAACAUGAAGUCUGACAUUUACAGUGUGGGAAUUACAGCAUGUGAAUUAGCCAAUGGACACGUUCCAUUUCAAGAUAUGCCUCGCACUCAGAUGCUGCUGCAAAAGCUGAAAGGUCCCACCUACUGUCCAUGGGAUAUAAAUGCCUUUCCCCGGGGGGAAUCCAGGAUGAAGAAUUCCCGAUCAGGUGUUGAUUCUGGAAUUGGUGAGAGCAUGACACGCACAAUGACCAGUGAAAGACUCCAAAUGCCCUUUGCCAAAACAUUUUCACCUGCUUUCCACAACUUGGUAGAACUUUGCCUGCAACAGGACCCAGAGAAAAGGCCAUCAGCAAGCAGUUUGCUUUCGCAUACGUUCUUCAGACAGAUAAAGGAACAAACACAGAAUUCAUUACUGUCCCUAUUACCACCUCCUAUUCAAAAUAACAGAUCAGCGUUCUUGGCACUGCCCUCAACAGCAGUUGGGACUGAACUUGGACAUAUCGCUACAAAUCAAGAUGAUACAGACUGGGAAUUCUAAAUAAAUACCAAUGAUACCUCUCCAGUGUUUCAGAGAAGGAAAAUGUGAUUUGUAUUUGCUGCUUUUGUAUGGUUAAAAUACAGUUAGACCAAGUAUACUUGAAAUGCCAUGAAGUGGCUAUAAUUCAUUAACUUCCUCUUGGCAUCACUAAAUGCAGCGUGCCUCACGCUCUGACUGUAAGGAAAACUGUAUAAAGAAUGCCUGAGUGCUCACCUCGCUCUUUCAAAGUCUUUCUUAACAAGAAAGUCCCUGCUGUAAUCUUCUUCUGUACUGUAUUAUCAGCUCAUAGUGCUGCAGUCCACAUGCCUUUCUGAAUUCAGGCCUGGGGUUUGUCUGUGGAUCUUACCUAAACACCUAUUUGUGUUUUCAUUAUGACCCUAAUCAUUUUAGUAAGGAGAAAUCCUCCACUUCCAAGUUGAAAUGUGAAACUGCACAGAUUAGUUGCUUAUGUAAAUAAAUAUUUCUCUCUCAAAAGACAUUUUUCUCACUUGACAUGCUCUCAUAUUUGCCAGAAGUUAGCUAUGCAUCAUUUUCAUGCAGUUUUAAUACUGCGUGUUUCCCAAAGAAGUUAAGCUGCUUGGAAGUGGGACUCCUGCUCUUGCAUCUGUUCAAAUCUGGGCUUUUGCACCUCUGUUUAUUGUUGUGUCAUUUUAGCAGUUAAUCUGAGGAUGUCUCACUAUGCAAAAUAAGUCUCGAGUUCUAGCAGGUACGGGUUAAUUUGAAGAGUCAUAUUAAAUAAUCGGAAGUUACUGUACAUAUUUUUAUUUAUACUGUAUUCAUUUUCUUAGAAGAAAAGGCAACAUGCAUUAAGCUUCACUGGCACUGCUGCUGGCAAACAAGUCUCUUCUGCAAAGCACAGUUAAAUUCCUGUGGAUCAACUCAGCCAUAUUAAGAACCUAAUACCCCCCUAGUAUCCUAGUGAAUUUACCUGUUCUAAGUCAGAUGAAAAGCUGUCUUCUACCUAUAAUUCAGUAAAUUCUCAUCUCUCAUACUCUACCAGGCAAUUCAACCUGAACAAAAGCAGCUUUUUUCUUUGAAAAACCUGGAUAUUCUCAUCAUGUUGUGGCAAAAAUUGUAUCCCAACGCCACUAGUAGUUUCUUCAUGGAAGCAUGAUAGUGGUAAAAAAGUAUAAAUAGAUAUUGGAUGGAUAUCUUUUAAGUUUUCAAUAUAAACAGCAUUGCACAUAAGUCUUCAAGUCUUCCACAGCUGAGCAGACCUGUAGCCAGCUUUGAGAAUACCACUGCAUUGCCAGCAGCUUUGCUACAAGGCCUUGAAAUCACCAAAUGACUGAAAUACAAGCCUGAGAGACACAUAAAAUUCUAAAUGACCACAUGAAAGUAUCAACAAAAAAGUUGAUUCUACUCAUUAUGCUGUGAAGAGAGCUCUAUAUUUGUAAACACGUGAAACUUGAGAUUAAAAACCUGUCAAUAAACUUA
This is a messenger RNA of Prinia subflava (tawny-flanked prinia), 3026 nucleotides long. It is a transcript of the gene STRADB, whose product is annotated as STE20 related adaptor beta. Gene Ontology annotation, biological process: protein export from nucleus; activation of protein kinase activity; protein phosphorylation. Bases 339 to 1589 code for a protein of 416 amino acids. NCBI's taxonomy places the organism in Eukaryota, Metazoa, Chordata, Aves, Passeriformes, Cisticolidae. Gene Ontology annotation, molecular function: protein serine/threonine kinase activator activity; protein kinase activity; ATP binding. The record is from RefSeq and is a predicted model, not a curated record. Gene Ontology annotation, cellular component: serine/threonine protein kinase complex. The transcript is spliced from 12 exons.